AUGAGUAGAAAAGUGCAACAAUUCGAUGAAUUUCAAUCACAGCCAUCAUUAAAUGGCUCCUCGACAGUAUUAGACGCAUGUGAUUUUUCGGUAUCGGACAAUUCUGUUAAUGACAUUCUCACAGACUUCGAUGUCAACACUAAUGAUAUCCAAUAUUUUGAUGUUUCCAUAAACGACGUAAACUACUUUCAUUCAUCUCAAGAUCUUUCGUCAUCAUGCAAGGCCACCUUGUAUUCAACAGCAAUUAACACUAAUGUACAAAGUUUUCAAUCAGGAUUCGAUGAAGUACUGUCUCCAGAUGCAUUCGAAUUAUUAAUUGAACAACAAGAAAAACAACAAACAAACAAUGAACCCUCAUUCUCGUCUCUUAGCUAUAAAUCAUUAGAUCAUCAUGAUCCAUCAUCAAAGGAUAUGUCCAACUAUGAAGCAGGUAAUAUCUAUGUUACACGAGAAGAGACGGCAACAACGAGAAGCGAUUAUUCAUCAACAGAGCCAUCUUUUCAGUUUUCUCAUUUAAAUAACAGCACUGAACCUAUAACAUUUACUAUUGAUCAAUUUCAAGCAUUAAUAAAUCUUAUUUCAAAUACAUCACAAACAAAUGUUAAUACAAUUUCAACUCUUCUCGAACAUAGUACUAUUGUUGCAAAUAAUAUACCUCUCAGGAUCGUUGAUCAAACAAAUAAGCUACCUAAUGCUGAUAUUUCAAAUAAAUUUAGUCAUCAAGAUUCAAUAACGAAAAAUGGCAAUAGUAGUGAGUCCAUAGUUGUAAAUCGAAAUGAUAAUUGUCCACGACGAACAUCGACCAGCAAUGCAACGGAAAAACGAUAUCGAUCGAGUAUUAAUGAAAAAAUAUAUGAAUUGAAAGAAAUCGUAGCAGCUUCUGAUGGAAAGAUCCAAAAAUCUGGUAUACUUCGACGUACAGUUGAAUAUAUAGGACAACUACAAUCAACUAAUCGACAAUUGGAAGAAGAAAAUAGUACCUUGAAAAGCGUCUUGAAACAAUUAAAUUUGACAACUACUGAUCUUACAACUAAUAAUGAUGUACAGUCAUCGAAGAGAAAUUCUUUGGUCAAAAAGUCAACAACAUCGACAUCAACAUCCAGUUCUGAAUGCAAAGAUGAUCUUUAUAGUCCAGCUAAAAAACGAAAUAAACAAGCGAACAGUACACGAGGUAUGGUUGAUAGAUCACGGCUAGUUUUAUGUUGUUUUAUGUUAUGUGUACUUAUGACAAAUCCAUUUAAUUAUUUACUUGAUCGUAUUCAUUCAUCGGAUAACGAUGGUACAACUGAAGUCCAAUUAGGACCUGGUUCAAGAACAUUGAAGACAAUAAAAGAUGCUGAGAAUUUUAAUUCACUGUUAUUUUUGAAUAUAUCAUGGAAACAACUUGUUACUUGGAUGCUCAAUAUUGCAAUAUGUCUUGUUUGUCUUGUGAAAAUUUUUGUUCAUGGAGAACCCAUUGUACACGAGUCAGACAUGGACGAAUAUUAUACCUAUAAAAAGAAAGCAGAUGCACUUAUGGACAAAAAUCAACUCAGCGAGGCAUCAAUAUAUUAUAAAAAAUGUUGUGAAAAAUUGUACGUAUCAGUUGAUCAGACAUAUCUUUAUUAUUUUUCUUCAAUAACAUGGCAAUUAAUUCGUUUAUUUCUCAAUGUUAUAUUUGUGGGUCGUUGGCUAACAUAUUGGUCAGGUUGGACAAAAUCAAUAGAUACCCGUUACCAUAAUUACGAAUUAAAUAGUUGUUAUUUACAAUUGUGGAAAAUUGAAUAUCAUCAAUCGAAAUCAUUAUUAAAUAUUUUUAAUUUAUUUCUAUUAACAUUAAAUACAUCAAUUAAUGCUGGAAAAAAAAUAAAUACAAAUAAACGAAACGAAAUUAAUUUUUUAUCAGCAUUAACAUUGAAAAAAUUAGAUGGAUUAUUUUCAGUAUUUACAAUAUUUUUCUUAAAAUUUCUCAUACCAAUUGAUACAAAUGAUAUAUGGUUAUUACAUGUUGAUCGUUUAAAUCAAUUUAUAUUUGAAAAAAAUAUUUAUUUAUUUAAACAAAAAUUAUUUCUAGAAUCAAUCCGAAUUCAAUUUUUCGAAUAUAUUCUCUAUGAUAACAUACAAAAUCAACUUCUAUUUCAAGAUGAACAGCCACAACAAUUUAUCAUUAAAAAUAAAAAUCAACUUGAUCUAUUCUCAUGGUGGCAACAUAGCUUACAAGUAAUACGUUGUAUUUCUAAUGAUAAACAAAAUAUUAACAACAUCACAUCUACAGCUUUACUUCAACAUAUGAAUUCAUCAGAUAAAACCAUUUAUUAUAUGGUACGAUCAACAAAGAUUGUCAAUGAAGCAUAUAUUCUUAUUAUUGAAACAAUUCAUGUUAUACUUCUUAUACUAACAAAUAAUGAUGAUGAUCAAACUAAUUCAACAAGAAUAUUGUUUCUUAAGCAAUUAGGAAAAUCAAGUAAAUUAUUAACAUCUAUGAUUGAAUCAUGUUAUAUUACUGAUAAUGACGAUAAUCUUGAUAUGGCAAUCAAAACAUUAUUAUUGGAUAGUGUUUUAUCGUUGCGUCUUCGUCUUUUAACGUGUUCGAUGACAAAUAAUAAUAAAAAAAUUCCAUUUCUUGAUGAUUUUCAACGAGAAUUAGAUUGUUAUCGACGAGUAAAUCAAUUCAUGAAAUUACCAAAACAAAAACUCUACCUAUUUGAAUCAAUAUUUCGAACACUAUCGGGUUUAAAUCCACUCUUAACUCAAACAUUAUUUGAAUGUGCGAUCAAACAAUCCAAGCCAGUCAUUCCAACAACAGAAGAAUCAUUACCGAGUCUAGAUAUAAUUGCAGCACUUCUAAUUUUUUGUCAUUUUUCACCGUCAACAGUCUAUCGUUAUCGAAAUAUCCUUCAACAAGCUGCUGUUAUAUCAUCAAAAACAAGUGAAAAUAAUGAUCUCAAUCGUUUACAACAACAAUGUUUGACAUUGAUACGUCAACCAUAUUUUACUAUGUAA
Rotaria socialis is the source of this 2982-nucleotide messenger RNA. NCBI's taxonomy places the organism in Eukaryota, Metazoa, Rotifera, Eurotatoria, Philodinida, Philodinidae. The record is from the annotation of a GenBank genome assembly.